UCUCGACUCUCGAGUCUAUUAAUUUUGGGAUCAUCCAUAAAUAACGUUACACUGAUUUUCGGGUUUUUUGACCCUCCCCCUUCGUUGCAUUUAGUUGCAAAUUAGAAAUUACCAACACCGCCCCCCCCCCUAAAUAUAACGUUGCAAAAAUGACUUAUACCCCCAAAAAUAAGAUUUAUAUCAUCAAAAUCAUGGUUGGUGGAAUUGGAUAGUGAGGAAGAGAAAUUAAAUAUUAUGAGGUUAAAAGGGAGACUGAAAGGAAGUGUGAUAAGAAUAGAUGAGGAUAGAACUUGGAGAGAAAAGAAGAAUAUUUAUAGCUUUUGAGAGAGAAAGCGUGGAACGAAAGAAGGAAUGGAAGAGUGGUAAGAAUGGGUAAAGACAGAAUGGUCAAUUAAAACAGGAAACGGAAGUCCUGGCACUGGCAGUUUUUGAUAGGUUAAAUUAUUUUCGUAAGAUUGAUAAAGAAGCCUAUAGCGAACGUGAAGAGUAAUUGGUGGACGAUUUAAAAUGCAGCCAAUAGGAACAAUAGGAUUUGAUUUGAUUUUGUCGUCAUGGCAACGUUUGUCAGUUUCACGUUUUUCACUCACGCCGUAGCAAGAAAUAAUGACAUAUUCAUAAAUAAUUAAAAAAACAUAAACAAAUGCAGUGGCAUUGUUAAAAAAAACAAAGAAUUUGUCGAAUGUCUUUCAAGUUUCAAACAUGACUUCCGUGAUUGGUGGUGGUGAUAGUAAUUCAAAUAUAAUUAUUUUUGAUAGUUCAAAAAACGAAAGGAAACUCAAUGAGGAGUUCAAGGUGCUUCAAAGGAAACUUAAAUCAAAAUGGAAAUUUAUAGAAAACAGCGAAGUUCUUACGCAGGAAUCUUUGAUAAAUUGUAAAGUCCUAGUUCUGCCAGGGCCAAAAAGCAAAUUCACGGAAUUGGAACUGAAUUCAAUUAGGAAUUAUAUUAAUUCCGGUGGAAAUGUUCUUGUAAUGUUGGGAGAAGGUGGAGAGAAUAAAUUCAACACAAAUAUCAAUUUUCUACUCGAAGAAUUCGGAAUAAUGGUUAACAAUGACACAGUUGUCCGGAUGAAUUACAGUCAAUCGCUGCAUCCAAAAGAAUGCGUCAUUUCUCAGGGAUUUUCUAACAAAUCACUUUUUUUAAAGAACAGAGACGAACAAACAGGACUAAAAUUCCUUUAUCCGUAUGGGGCAACAUUGAAUAUUGCUUCUCCAUCCGGAAUUGCACUUUCGAGUGGAUCGAUUGCAAUUCCGACAAACAGACCAGUUUGCGCUUAUUAUUCUUCAAACACCAAUUCCGGAAAAUUGGUUGUUCUGGGUUCAUCGAGAAUGUUCACCGACGCUUAUUUGGAGAAAGAAAAAAAUGAUUCCCUCCGGGAAAUGAUUUUCGAUUUUUUCGACUCGGAGGGUGUUUCAACGAAAGAGAUUCACCACGAGGAUGUUGAUUUUUGGGAGUACAAUUUUGUACCAGACAUUACUCAAAGGGCGGACGAUCCAAAAGUGUGCACCCAAGAUAUGGACAAUAUGGAUAUGCCUCGAGAAUAUACAAAAUUGUUUAAAAGAAAUUUCUACUCCGUCAACUUAGAUAUGGUUCCGGCGUGCAUAAAAGCUUACAAAGUUUUGAAUGUCAAACACGAGCCCUUGAGUUUAAUUGCUCCAAAUUUUGAAACGCCCUUGCCGCCCACUCAAGCCUCGGUAUUUCCCCCGAGUUUCCAAGAGCUUCCACCUCCGGCUUUGGAGCUUUUCGAUUUGGACGAAGCUUUUAGUUCCGAUUUAUUGAAACUUUCUCAGCUCACAAACAAGUAUAUGGGGACGAAGAACACUUCUGACGAAAGGGAAUUGGACUAUUACAUUCGAGAAUUCGGAGGAAUCGUCAGAAUUAGCAAUUCCGAAAAAAUGACAUCCAAGGAAAUUUUAAAUCACGUUUUCUUAAAAAUCAGCAGUUACAAAACAAUUCACGAUUAACUUUUACAUUAAAUUAUGUUAAUUUUAUAUUAUUCAAUAAAACAUAAAUUUUUGAAAAUAAUUAAAACUAUUGUUAAAAAUAUAAAUUUAUAUUUUUAACAAUCAGGGUGUCUAGUAAUUUAGAAAUAUAAAAUUCCCGGGGUUUUCCCGGUUUUUUCCCGGUAUGUAAAUAAUUUUCCCGGAUAAUUGAAAACUAAAAUUUUACAGUAAAUUUAAUCGUAAUAUUUGUAAAACUUAUAAUAAGAAUUGUAUUGUGAUUUACUUGACGGUAAUUUCAUGUUUAAAAUCAAAAACAGGUGUCGCAUCACUGUAAAAAUUUGGCACAAGCUUCCCAGUGGGCAAAAAACCAUCAUUGUUUUAAAAACGUUCCAAAAAUGUUUUUAGAACGUUUCAUGUCUGCCAAAUAACGUCCCAAUAACGUUAUAUGUUCCUAAAACGUUUUAAAAGCAAUGGAACGUUUUUGGAACAUUAUUUGGCAGACAUGAAACGUUCUAAAAACAUUUUUGGAACGUUUUUAAAACAAUGAUGGUUUUUUGCCCACUGGAUUGUCACAUCGAAAAUCAUUUCCCAUAUAAGUUAGGUCUUAAUUGGACAAUAAUAAAACAUUGUCUAAUAUACGAAGAGAAUCAAUAUACAAUUCGAAAUUGAAAAAAAAUUAAGUUAAGCGUUGAAAAAAUGUAAGUAUUUUUUCCAACAACAUAAUAAAGUACUUCAUAAAAAAAUUCCCGGAUUUUAAAGAAAAUUCCCGGGGGUUUCCCGGUUUUUCCCG
Messenger RNA from Leptopilina heterotoma, 2731 nucleotides. It is a transcript of the gene IFT52, whose product is annotated as intraflagellar transport protein 52 homolog. Gene Ontology annotation, biological process: cilium assembly; intraciliary transport. Bases 700 to 1962 code for a protein of 420 amino acids. The record is from RefSeq and is a predicted model, not a curated record. Lineage: Eukaryota; Metazoa; Arthropoda; Insecta; Hymenoptera; Figitidae. Gene Ontology annotation, cellular component: intraciliary transport particle B; centriole; cilium. The transcript has 7 exons.